Messenger RNA from Anopheles moucheti, 1432 nucleotides. Its product is annotated as protein YIPF5 homolog. The transcript is spliced from 2 exons. Gene Ontology annotation, biological process: vesicle fusion with Golgi apparatus; endoplasmic reticulum to Golgi vesicle-mediated transport. Gene Ontology annotation, cellular component: trans-Golgi network. The coding region runs from base 469 to 1317 and encodes 282 amino acids. The record is from RefSeq and is a predicted model, not a curated record. Lineage: Eukaryota; Metazoa; Arthropoda; Insecta; Diptera; Culicidae.
UCUUGUUCGGUUUCAGAACCAUCUUGCAGGGAAAUCGAUGGACACGAAAAGUAAGUAUAAGAUAAAUAACACAAAACAAUUGUAAAACACUUGUAAAACAGCAGAAAAGUCAGCCUCCACACAGCACCACGCAAGGGAAAACAAUGAACGAAGCGAAUCUUUUGGCGCACUUUUCCGCUGACACUUUGACCAAAUGAGCACAAGGUAAGCAUAGAAAAGGUGGCCCUUUUAGCAGCGUGCGAAUGGAAUAGACAACCAAGGUUUAUUGCAUGUAUCGAUACGGUGAAAAGGCCUUUUCGGACAGCUGUUGGAAUAACAAUGAAAAAUAACAUGACAGUUCCAAAUCAUUGCGUUGACGUAGCUUUAAAAAUCUCUAUGUUGGACAGUGUUUUUAUUUGGAAAGAUUCCCGAGUGGUGCUGAACAAGAUAUAAUCGUCUUGCAGUUCAAUCGAACAUCGCUCUCCAAAUAUGUCCAACACUUCCGAUAACCAGUACUGGGCGAAUCAGCCGCAGGAUAUGUAUGAUGGAUUCAACGAUAAGUCGCAGGUGCUCGACUUUCAAACAUUCAACCCAAACGAAACGGCGUAUUGGAAUGAUGCAUCCCAAACGGAUCCAGGAUAUAAUCAGUUACCAGAUGCGGCUUCCCGCGAUCCGUACGGCAUGAUGCAGCAGCAAACGCACUACGGACCAGGACCUUCAAUAUUUACGCCGAAUUAUGUCGAUGACAAUGGUGUUGGAUCCAGCCCUGGCAUGGGUAUCGAAACGACGGAGUUCGACGAGCCGCCUCUACUAGACGAACUGGAGAUCUACCCUCGACGUAUCAUGGAAAAGGCAGUUGCUGUGCUAAAUCCUUUCCAGAGCUCCGGCACGAUGGUGGACACCCCCGACUAUCUGUUCAAGGAAACGGAUCUAGCUGGUCCGAUCAUAUUCUGUCUUACGCUUGCCGCUUGCCUAUCCAUCUCGAAUAGCAAAGCUCAGUUCGGUUACAUUUACGGUCUGUCGACCAUAUCCGUACUGGCAAUGUACUGUCUCAUCUGGCUAAUGUGCCACGCGGUCGAAUGGCACGUGACUGUGUCUGGUGUGGCCAGCGUGCUCGGUUACAGCAUGCUGCCGGUCGUUUUCUUAGCAGUGAUUGGAAUGUUUACUUCGCUUAACAACUUGUACGGCAUGCUGCUUGCCGGAUCUUCCAUUCUGUUAGCCACGGUAUACUCGAGCCGAAUGUUUUGCCUCAUGACUGGCGAUCCACACCAGAGAUACUUGAUAGCGUAUCCGUCCUCGCUACUGUUUACGAUCUUUUCUAUGCUGGUUUUAUUUUAACACAGUUUUGAUAUUAUGCUUUAUGUGUAUUCCUUUCAUAAUCAAGCUAAAAUGUCUUAAUCAUGAAACAUUGAAGUCCCUAUGUUUAUUGUUCAAUAAAAUACUACUAAACUGA